AUGAGCGGGAAAAAAAGUACGUUAGGCGACUGCCGAUUUUACGAGCAGAAGUUCCCCAGCCCAGGGGACUUGCUCAUGGUAAAGGUUAACCGUAUAGAAGCACAGGGGGUUUACGUCUCAUUAUUAGAGUAUGACGAUCGUGAAGGUCUGAUUCUGUUGAGUGAGCUUUCGAAGCGUCGUUACAGGAGUAUCAAUAAGCUCGUGAAAGUAGGACGCCAUGAAGUGGUAUUGGUACUUCGUGUUGAUCCUGUGAAGGGUUAUAUCGACCUUUCUAAGCGUCGUGUAUCUCCUGAAGAUAUUAUGAAAUGCGAGGAGAAGUUUUCCAAGGCAAAGAAAGUACACCAGACGGUUCGACACAUUGCUCAAAAACACAACAUACCCGUUGAGGAGCUGAACCGUAUCUGCAUAUGGCCACUUUACCAGCGUUACACCAAUGCACUCGAUGCGCUCAAAGAAGCGGCAAUCAACAACGGCAACAUAUUCAAGGACCUGCCUAUCGCCCCCGAGGUUAUCGACUCUCUUAUUGCGGAUAUACAAUUAAGGUUGACCCCGCAGGCACUGACUUUGAGGUGCAUGAUUGAUGUUUGGUGUUUCGGCCCCGAUGGUAUCGACGCGGUGAAAAAUGCACUAAGAGCGGCAAAAGGUACCGAGGAUAUCAAAAUACAGGUAAAGCUCAUCGCACCGCCUCAAUAUGAGGUAAUGACCAGUUGCCAUGACAAGGAAAAGGGCAUGGAUAUCAUUACUACAGCACUCGAAGAGAUUUCUAAUGUAAUCCACUCAUACCCUGGCGGUGAAUUCAAACAACGUGGUGAUAUCACUGUUAUGGGUGACGAGGACGAACGUCACUUGGAAACGUUGUUAGAUGCCCAAGAGAGCAGUGAUGAUGAAGAAGAACUAAAUUCUGAUGACAGUGAAGAGGAGGAUGAGGGUAUGGGUCGUGUGGACGAAUCCAUGUUACCUCGAGACGCCGUCAAUCCUGACGAUGACUCAGACUCUGAUUGA
Babesia sp. Xinjiang is the source of this 1002-nucleotide messenger RNA. RefSeq names its product Eukaryotic translation initiation factor 2 subunit alpha (gene tif211). Gene Ontology annotation, molecular function: translation initiation factor activity; RNA binding; ribosome binding. The record is from RefSeq and is a predicted model, not a curated record. The coding region runs from base 1 to 1002 and encodes 333 amino acids. The transcript has 4 exons. Gene Ontology annotation, cellular component: eukaryotic translation initiation factor 2 complex; eukaryotic translation initiation factor 2B complex; eukaryotic 48S preinitiation complex. Lineage: Eukaryota; Apicomplexa; Aconoidasida; Piroplasmida; Babesiidae.